This is a messenger RNA of Talaromyces amestolkiae, 561 nucleotides long. RefSeq lists its product as uncharacterized. Lineage: Eukaryota; Fungi; Ascomycota; Eurotiomycetes; Eurotiales; Trichocomaceae. The record is from RefSeq and is a predicted model, not a curated record. The transcript has 4 exons. Bases 1 to 561 code for a protein of 186 amino acids.
AUGACGGAAGAACUCACCCGUAUCGACUCCGCCGUUGCCGGUCUCUCGAUAUCCCCCAAGGACGAGAAGACGCAGACCAAGACCAAGACUAAGACCGUAGAAAAGGAAAAGAAGCACAAGCGUGCCGGCUCGACGGUAGAAGGCGUGAGGAACAUCAAAGACCUGGAGAAGGACCAAAUCCCCAUUGAAAUUGCCAUUGAGACGCAAAAGACUGGCUGGAAACUAAACACAUCUCCCUCCACAAUCGAUGACAAGGACAUUCUUAAAGAAUUCCUCGUCACUCCUCCCGUCAAGAAAAUCGACCUCCACUUCCCGCUAGGCCUAGAAGUCACAGCCCGAAAUCUGAAAGGUGUAACCAUCAAAGACGCUCUAGAUGCGAUCCACAAACAAUUCAAGAAGAAGGCCGACGACGAAUUAGGCGAAAACCCCUACCUUGCUGGCUUCGAAUGGGAUCCUGAAGAAUCAUGGACGAGACUGAUCGUCCACCAGAAGAAAGCCGGUGCGCCCGCUACCACAAGCAAGAAGUCCAAGAAAAAGGACAAGGCCGAGGCUGAGCAGUAA